AUGCUUCAAAAGCAACGGGCCCGCUCGGCUGUGACUAAAGAGACAUCGAUUCUGUACACAGGAGGCGAAUCCUGUAUUUUCUGUCUUCCUUCUAUCAACAACAAUUAUUUUCUGCUAAUCUAUCUAUCUAUCUAUCUAUCUAUCUAUCUAUCUCAAUAUGUUCAUAUCUAUCUAUCUAUCUAUCUAUCUAUCUAUCUAUCUAUCUAUCUAUCUAUCUAUCCCAAUCUGUUUAUAUCUAUCUCAGUCUGUUUAUAUCUAUCUAUCUAUCUAUCUAUCUAUCUAUCUAUCUGCUUGUCUAUCUCAAUCUGUUCAUAUCUAUCUAUCUAUAUAUAUAUAUAUCUACCUCUCACUCUGUUCAUAUCUAUCUCAGUCUAUUUUAUCAUCUAUCUAUCUAUCUAUCUAUCUAUCUAUCUAUCUAUCUAUCUAUCCCAAUCUGUUCAUAUCUAUCUCACUCUGUUCAUCUCUAUCUCAGUCUGUUCAUAUCUAUCUAUGUAUCUAUAUAUGUAUGUAUGGAUGUAUGUAUCUAUCUAUCUAUCUCAAUCUGUUCAUAUCUAUCUCAGUCUGUUCAUAUCUAUCUAUGUAUCUAUGUAUGUAUGUAUCGAUCUACCUACCUAUCUCUCUAAAGCACUAUUUAGAUCUAGUUGUACGCCAUACCUCAUUACGUUCCUAUCCAUCCAUGUAGUUUGA
Messenger RNA from Acanthosepion pharaonis, 687 nucleotides. NCBI's taxonomy places the organism in Eukaryota, Metazoa, Mollusca, Cephalopoda, Sepiida, Sepiidae. The record is from the annotation of a GenBank genome assembly.